This is a messenger RNA of Gadus chalcogrammus (walleye pollock), 3935 nucleotides long. RefSeq lists its product as uncharacterized. Gene Ontology annotation, biological process: DNA integration. The coding region runs from base 646 to 1398 and encodes 250 amino acids. Gene Ontology annotation, molecular function: nucleic acid binding. The record is from RefSeq and is a predicted model, not a curated record. The transcript is spliced from 5 exons. Lineage: Eukaryota; Metazoa; Chordata; Actinopteri; Gadiformes; Gadidae.
AUGCGCUCCGAAGUUUGGCAGAUGAUGUUGAGAACAAUCGUGUUCAAGACACAGAUGCAAUAGAUAGAGUGCGUGUUCUGGGAGAUAGGAUAGACGACCUAUCCUCACUGGUACGUUUUGACGCCAGUGUGGCAAACACAAAUAUUUCCCAAGUGAUACAGGUACUGGGUGCGAAACAUAGGGUCGGGAGACCCACCGUGGAGAUACCCUUGGAGGCAAUAGAGGGAUACCUCUCCCAUGGCCUAAAGGUGCAGGAGAUCGCGGACAUGUAUGGCGUCCACAGAACCACCGUACACCGCAAAAUGCAACAAAAUGGACUCAGUGUGUCAGACAUGUAAUCUGAGAUGAGUGAUACGCAGCUGGACGCCCUGGUGCUGGAGAUCCACAGGAUCCAUCUGUGUGGAUACCGGAUGUUGCGAUACCAUCUCCAGGGAAGAGGCCAUCUGGUCCAAAGUAUGUCCACCUACCUCUUGUACCUAUAAGCACCCGACUGAUGCUGUUGUCUGUUCUUGAUUAUCUGUGCUAUGUGAAGUUCACAGAGUACGCCAAUCCUUAAAAAGAGUGGACCGAGAGGGCACAUAACAAAGAGCCCUGGCCAACCGAACUCUACAUAGGCGGCAAUAUUCAGUUCCUGGGCCCAACUGUAUGUGGCAUAUUGAUGGCAAUCACAAAUUAAUACGAUGGAGAUUUGUUAUCCACGGUGGGAUAGAUGGCUUCAGCCGCCUAGUGGUGUUCUUGUCAGCAGCCACCAACAACCGUGCCACAACAGUGCUGGAUGCUUUUCUUGGAGCGGUCAGGCAGUACGGUGUGCCAUCUCGUGUCCGGUCGGAUAAGGGGAGAGAGAACUUUGAGGUGGCAUAUUACAUGGUGGACAACUGCGGACCCAACCGCAAAUCCCACAUAACUGGGAGGAGUGUGCAUAAUCAAAGAAUUGAGCGACUUUGGAGAGAUGUUUACACACAAGUGCUCGAUCUCUUCCACACUCUCUUCCACGAAAUGGAAGCAUCAUGGAUGUUGAAUCCAGACAGUGAGAUCCACCUCUUCGCUCUCCACUGGGUUUUCCUGUCAUUGGUCCAGAGCCUUCUCAGGCAUUUCCAAGAUGCCUGGAAUUUUCACAGCCUGAGGACUGAAAAUAGCCAGUCACCCUACCAGCUGUGGCUACACAACAUAAGUGCUGUUGUUGAUCCCCCAGAGGUUGACGAUCUUUAUGGUGCCAGUGUAGAUGGUCCGGACCUGGAAGACCUGGCUGGAGUCGACGUUCCGGAGAUCCAACUACCACGUGACCUGACUGCUGAGGAGCUCUCACGAUUGCCUCAGCGAAAUGUUUCACUGAAUGACGCUAUUGCUGUUUACAGCUCAGUUGUUGAGCAGUUACAUGACAUCUUUCAAACAGCAUGAUGUUCUCUCCAAGGAUUUGUAAAUAUUUGUUAAUAUUUGUAAAUAUAUAUGAAUCUACCUUCCCCUUUAAAUGCAGUGUAUGCUUAAUUUUUCCUCAUCCAAACAUACUGCAGUUCCAUUGGCAUGAACUGAACCAAAAUAAUAGAAAUGAGUGACAAUACUGUGACAAACUAGUUUCUGCCUAUUGAGCUUUGCUUUUAUUCGAAAAUUAACUAAUUAACUAAAUUCAAUGCUUGAAACGCCCUUUUUGGCAUACAUAGAAAACUGCGGUUUAGCUCCACCAGUGCAUGAUUAGGAUGAAAGUGUAUAAUAAUAUAACAUUGCAAACUGCGAAAAUGAACAAUAUGAACGAAAAAGGUAAGACAAGGUAAAAUGAUAGAAACCAAGACCCAAAACCUAGAUCCUUCCAAAACCAAACUUUGUGGUGCUAACGGCUGCCCCCAAUUUAAAACAAAAAUCCCUGUAGGAACACCAUCCUGUUGGGAUUUUCAAUGUGGUGAAACAGGUAGAAGCUGUCGGGUAGGUGGCAUCCCGGUCAACACUGACGUACAGCUCGUCCGGCAGCACCGCCCACCCCGUCCAAAACUCAAUAAGCUGCUGCAGUUCAGAGGAUGAAGCUAAGGAACAGACAACAAAAAAAAAUAUUUUGCUUGAGGUUUGUGUGUGUCUGUGUGUGUGAAUAAGUGAGAGAGAGCUGUAGCUAUUUCUCACCUAAGCUGAUGUACUGCCGCAAGUAGGCAACCACACUGCAGUAAUCAUCAAUUUCUUCCUCUUCAUUGCUGUCUGGUUCUGGCCACACAAUCCGUUCUAUUAUCAUCUGAAAGAGAACAUGAAUUAUAAAAACACGACCAUGCAAGCCCUGUACAUGGUCUGUAGGCACGACAGGUUACCUCUGGCUCCAGCUCUGCCUCUGCAGAUCUGGGGAACAGGGCAGAUGCCAGUUCAGGCCGUUCCUUUAACAUUUCCAGGACGCGUGUGUCCUUCAGCCCUUUCCGCAACUGCACCAUUUGCCUCUCACGUCUGACAAUUACCUUUAGAAAGGAGAUGGCACCAGAAACCAUAUUUAGCAGCAUACUGUAUCCAAGAACACAUUUACUGUACAUGUAAAUAGCUUUCUUAUUAUUUUUAUAUUUGAUUGGGCUCAUACCCCAUGAUGGAGUAUUUGUUGUGCCAACAACCUCCUGUUGUUCUCUGUGAGAUUGGGCAGGUCCCAGCUGAGGGCCAAGUGGUUCACCUGGUCCACAUUUUCGGGGGUCAGGACAGUCUGGCUUUCAAGCUGUUAGAAAGCAGUUAUCAUUGUAUACAACACUGGUCAACAAUUAGAUGACACAUGGGCCGUUGAAAAGAGCACAAAUUGAAUUAUUACACUUACAAGGCUGACAAUCUCCACAAUGUCCAAAUCUGGACAAUCUUCCAACUGCAAGACUGCAGCAUCUAUGGCCCCCAUGUCCUUGCUGGCCAGCAGAGGGAAAAGGCACUGGCCCAUCCCACUCAAAAGUGGACCCCGAUUUAAAAGAUCCCCCUGGAGCAAUAGCAAGGAGGUGGAUGGGACCAAGUGGUCUGCCGCUCCAGUGAACAGAAUUGUUUUCCCACCAGUGUAGUCUAAGGAGAUAAACCAAGAACUGAGCUAUCAGCACAUCCGUAUAUCCACAUACAUUCAGAAACGUAAAACUUAACAUUGACUUACCAAGGUGUAAAUGUAGGCCUGUUUGGAGCUUAUUCAGGCAUAGCGAAAAGAAAUAUUUCUUCACGCCAUCCUCAAUUGCACAGUCUCCUGUCAUAUACAAAACAAUGAAAAAUUCUUGAGGAUUGCACAUUUUAGGUGUGUUACUAGGUGUAGUAGAUGUACCAUACAAUACAUAUGUACAUGUUUUGUUCAGCAUGGAGAGGGGGGGGGGGGGCUAACUUGUGGUAUACAGGUAAAAGUUCAAGUGCUUUACCGAGUGCAACUGAGUAAGGAAGUCGCAGGUGAGGAUGCAUACAUGUUUUAGUUUUUUACAUACCCUUGAGUUGGACUUCAAAAGGACGGGUCCAAUCAAUAUUUGUCUGCUUGUAGAAGCCAAUAAUUGCUUUCUCUGUCCUCUUCUGUGACGUGCAUAUCCAAAGUCAACUUUAAGGUUGGUUUCUGGUCGGCAUCUUUGAGCAAAUGGGUCUGAAACAUUUUGGCUGCUGCCUUGGUAUCUGGCUCCAGCUUCCAUUCUAAGUAUUAAACAAGUAGCAUAACUCUUACAUGAAAUAGCGGACACAAAAGAGAUGGAUACGCACAUCUAAAAUCAUAUGCAGUAAAUCUAAGCUACAAAAAAAUGAAAUCAAAUGGAUCAAUAAAGGACAUAUUCAACAAAUCAAUACAGAACCACAUAAAACUGAUCGUAAUGUAGGGAAAGCACCUUCAUUGCAAAUCGCUGACACUCUGCCAGUGGACGAGGUUGAGGCAGCUGAGGUCUGGGCAGCAGAGGUCGAGGCAGAGGACUGGGCAGCUGAGGUCUGGGCAGCAGAGGUCGAGGCAGAGGACUGGGCAGCUGAGGUCGAGGCAGAGG